This is a messenger RNA of Arabidopsis arenosa, 1101 nucleotides long. Lineage: Eukaryota; Viridiplantae; Streptophyta; Magnoliopsida; Brassicales; Brassicaceae. The record is from the annotation of a GenBank genome assembly.
AUUUAUUCCAGAGAGAACGGAAGCAAGCAACACAUAUUUCGAAAUUAGGGUUUAUCUUCUUCCCCUUGACUUUGGAAGCUGCUUUUUCUCCUGUAGAACAAAAGCAUGAAGAAGAAGCUCCAGACACGUUUUCCAGCGACAAGGAUUAAGAAGAUUAUGCAAACUGAUGAGGAAGUUGGCAAAAUAGCAAUGGCGGUCCCUCUUCUUGUUUCUAAAGCUUUGGAGCUAUUUUUACAAGACUUGUGUAAUCACACAUAUGAUGUAACUCUCAGCCGAGGUGCAAAAACUGUCAACUCCUUUCAUUUGAAACAGUGUGUGCACGCUUUUAAUAUCUUUGAUUUUCUAAGAGACACUGUUGCUAAAGUUCCUGAUUUGGGUGGCUCAGAUACUGAAGACCAAUCAGCUACCAAAAGAAGGAAAGUAGUUGAUGAAAGUAGUUGCCACGAUGAAGAUAUGACGAAGACCACUCAAAUGCAUGAGGUCAAACAUACUAGCGGUGGCAGAGGAAGGCGAGGUAGAGGCCGCGGACGAGGUGGUGGAAGAACAGGAAGUGGGCUGUCUCUAAAAUUUGAGGAAGAUUUAGAAGAUGGUUCUCCCGAAAGCAGCAGGACCCUGUCUCCCGAAAUCGGGAGCCUUUCUCAUGACGAUACAUCUUGGAAGAAAGUCGCAUCACACAAGAAUCAUAGUAACUCAGUGGUAAAAGUAAGGAACUUUGAUCUUAAUGUUGAAUUAGAUGAGAAUGGAGACUCAGCUACUUGGCUGGACAGAGCGCUAGAGGGAAGUCCAGAUUGGCCGUUGUUGGAGAUUAACGAAAUGAAAAUAGAUCCUGAUGAUCAACAACAGGCUAGUGCUAAUGAUGAGGAAGAUUAUGAUGAAGAAAGCAUAGACCAAGAGUGAAGUGUUUCAGGUUAGGUGAUAUGACUUAAAAGCUAAGAUAGGAGAAAACAACAACUUAGGAACUACUGACACACUUAUAUAUCAUAGCAGUGUGUAUGUAAGAGAUUGCUCACAUUCUCUUUAAUGUAAUUUCGUAUUUUCCAUUAAUCUCUUCCAAUUUGAUAGCAACUUUUACACAGACCAUAAUAUAUGUGGAGAAAUCCA